This is a messenger RNA of Hipposideros armiger (great roundleaf bat), 3845 nucleotides long. It is a transcript of the gene GATD1, whose product is annotated as glutamine amidotransferase class 1 domain containing 1. Lineage: Eukaryota; Metazoa; Chordata; Mammalia; Chiroptera; Hipposideridae. The coding region runs from base 2700 to 3506 and encodes 268 amino acids. The transcript has 8 exons. Gene Ontology annotation, cellular component: cytoplasm. The record is from RefSeq and is a predicted model, not a curated record. Gene Ontology annotation, molecular function: glyoxalase III activity.
AAACAAAGGCAACUGCCAGGUUCAAGGCUUCACUACCCUUUCCUGUGCCCGCAGCCCCCGUCACCUGCUCCACCUGGGCACUCGCUAUUGGAUGGUGAGGUGCCUGAACAGCAUGCAGAAGAUGCCCUAACUCCACGCCUGGGGAAGGUGUGUAAGCCCCACUCAGGACCUCAGGAGUGACACUGUGCAAGAGCCUGCAGGACAGGCGGGGGGCACCCCACAUGGGCCCUGGAGAGGGAGGCCCUUCCCCCCAGGCCUGGUCCUUCCCAGGAGGCAGUCAUCCAGGACUGUUGGGUCCCCAGAGGCCCUCCUUUGCUUUGCCAAGAGGAGGUGCUACCUGCCAGUUGCACCCCUGCAGCCCGAUCACGCCCAGGUGUGCCUUUCAGCUGCAGGUGUUGGCCCUAACGCAGGGUCUGAGGAGCAUUGGCUCCUCACCUGUUGGGGGUGGAGAUGUGAGGGUCUAGGGGCAGACAUGCCAGCACAAUUUGGGGUGCGCAGCGUUGGGAGCUGCUGCCCAGCAGGGGGGAGGGGGAGGGCACUCAGCAUGGCAGGGCCUUAGGCGCAUCUAGUCCGUGCCCUCCCUACCGUGCACCGGGGCAGACCUGGAGAGGCAGGACACCACCAGACCCACUGUGAGGCUUCCGGUGGGAGGCCCCGGCCACCUCACCUGUGCAGGCCACUCACCAGGGCUCCAAAUGCCAAACGGGACCGAACCCUCACAGGCUUGCCCAUACUGGAAGCAGGUGACACAGAUCAGUGACACACCCAAUUUUGCCCACCUAAACCGGGGCCAUGUGCACACACGAGACAUGAACCCAAGAUGAUGCCCGCCCAGGAGACUUGACCAGGUGUCUGCUCCCCCCUGCUCGGCACAUGAGCCCACUCGGCAGGUGUCCUGUGAGGCCCCAAGUGUACACGACGGUGCACACCGCCUGUGAGCACAGGGGCACAUGCACGCACACACUGGCCUUGCUGGAUAGUGUCACUGCCAGGCUGGCUUCCUCCCCCCUCCUCUUCCUUAGAGACACAGAACUUAAUAAGCCCCAUGUGCACCUGGGACUCAGCCAGCUCUGGUGCGUUAGGGAUGCGCUGGGUGGCGCAGGGGGGCUGGGCCAGCAAGGGUCCUGUGUCCCCCUCCAGCUCCUAGGUGUGACACCCAUGGAUGUGCAUGGGACAGAGGAGGUCCCUCCCCAGACCUAGAAAGCUCUCCGUGUGGCUAGGCCCAGCCUGUGGUCUGACCUCAGGCCUGCAGGUAGGUCUCCAUCCAAACUCCCCACCCACCCAACAGGGGCACCAGGUUCCCACCUGUCCCCUGUCCAAUGCCCUGCCAGUGCUGGGAGCCCCCAGUUCCCGCUUCACUCUGUGGACGGAGGGCCCUGCAGUGGGGGAGGGCAGAGUGCGCCUGUAUCUUGGAGCUUGGGCCUGAGGGAGCGUGGGGCUGGGCCAGGCUCAGGGCAGAGCCUCUGUUGUGGAGGCAGGCAGUGCCCAAGAGGGCCUCAGCCUAGAGGCGCCCGCACUGGCAGUCCCCAUCCAUGACAGAGGUUUCCCUAGUCAUAGCAGAAGCUGGCAGGACCUUGAGGGAACCCUGCUGCCCACCCCUCCACACUGGCAGGAGGGCCCUGCAGGGGGGACUGUGGGGACCAAGGGGCAGGGUCCCCCACUUAACCACCAGCUGAGGCCCAAGCCUGUCCACGGGCCUCCCUUCUCUCCAGCCCAGGCCUCAAAGAGCACUGACCACCCGCUGACGACCCUGUGUGCACCCCCACCCACUGCCUCCUGGACAAUCUGAAAAGGCUGCUUCAGAUGCAGCUUGGCCCUACAGCUCCCCUGAUUUUCCUUACCAAACUCAGCACCCCUGAAGUACCCCAUCUCAGGAAAUGACACCCCCAUUCUCCCAGGGGCUCAGCUGAAACCCAGUGACCCUGAAUGCUGUCUUCCCCCAACAGUCCUGGUGAGGCAGAGCCCAUCCCCCUGGCUCCCGCCUCCGGGGACGCCUGCUGACCUCUCGCUGGUCUCUGACUACACCCCAAGCCAGGAGCCUGGAGGCUCAGCCAGCUCCUCCUCCAAGCCUUUGCCCUCCUCAGAGGCACCCCCAUGUCCAUCUGAGCUCUGCCCUGUUACUCUGCCCCACCCCCAUUGCUAUUCUCACCCUCUACAAACUGCAGUUUCCUUCUAGGAAGCCACGGUCCCGUCCCCAUCCCAGGACAUGAGCCCACUGGGCCGGGCGCUCUGGCCCCUGGCGUUCCAAGUGCCAGCGCUCAGGGUGGCACCGGCGGCUGCUCUCGGGGAUGGAACGUUCAAUGCCUGAAUCCACAGGGACCUUCAUGCACGGGGCAGCGGUCUUCUCUCCUGACGCACUCUCCUCCCCCAACUCUCCGGUCUCCCCUCGCCCGGCCCUGGCCGGAAGCGCCCACUGCCCGAGAAAGGACGAGGGAAUUGUUAGGAACCGUUCCUGACCGCGCAUCCAGGCGCCGACAGGGGUGACUGAGCCCAGGGGACACAGCGUCGCGGGGCCGCCUGAGACUCCGACAGCGCAGAGAGGGAGGGGCGGAACCGGACGGGUGGCAGGAAGGCGCAUGCGCGCCUCGCCGCGCCCGGUCCCGCCCCCAGGCCGCCGCGGCACGUGACCGGCGUUUCCCCGGCCCUGCGAUGACGCACGCUCCGCGCACGCGCAGGCCGCGACGGCUGCAGCAGAACCCAUGGCGUCCGAGCGACUCCCGAGCCGGCCUGCCUGCCUCCUCGUGGCCAGCGGCGCCGCGGAGGGUGUGUCGGCCCCGUCCUUCCUCCACUGCUUCACGCUGGCCAGCGCCGCCUUCAACCUGCAGGUGGCCACCCCUGGGGGGAAGACCAUGGACUUCGUGGACGUGAAUGAGAGCAAUGCACGCUGGGUGCAGGACUUCCGCCUCAAGGCCUAUGCCAGCCCCGCCAAGCUCGAGUCCAUCGACGGUGCCCGGUACCACGCCCUCCUGAUCCCCAGCUGUCCCGGGGCCCUGGCCGACCUGGCCAGCAGUGGGUCCCUGGCCCGCAUCCUGCAGCACUUCCGCUCCGAGAGCAAGCCCAUCUGUGCCGUUGGCCACGGGGUGGCCGCCCUCUGCUGUGCCACCAAUGAGGAUGGGUCCUGGGUGUUCCAAGGCUACAGCGUGACCGGGCCCUCUGUGUAUGAGCUCGUCCGGGCACCCGGCUUUGCCCACCUGCCCCUCAUCGUGGAGGACUUUGUGAAGGAUGCCGGCGCCAGCUUCAGUGCCAGUGAGCCUGAUGCCAUGCAUGUCGUGCUGGACCGCCACCUCGUCACGGGCCAGAACGCCAGCUCCACCGCCCCGGCCGUACACAGCCUGAUCUUUCUGUGCGGCAGCCGGGAGUGGCCAGCCUGGCCCCUGCACGUUCAGCUCUGCCUUGCUGUUACAGGAACAGGCUGGUUCCAGGGCAAGGAGGGCCGUCCCGUCCCCACCAGGCCCUGCCCAGUGCAGUGGCAUGCAAAGCUGAACAAAGUCCAAAUGGCGCCCUAAAACUUAUUCAUGGAGCUGUGCCACACCCCUUGGCCCAGUGCGUCCAGACACCCUGGUUUUGAAGCUGGGCCAGUGCACUUCAUGCUGUCCCCAUGAGGUGGCGCCAUCAGCCCACAGGAACCUGGCAUCCUGGCCACUGCUUCAGAGGGCAGCGAGGCAGAAGGCCUCUCCCAUCAGCACCCACAGCCCAGGAGUGCCUGGGAACCCCUGCACCCCAACUCCCACCAGCACACAUUAUGGGCCUGGAGGCCAUUGGGAUCUGGGCACUGAGGAGCUACUCAGGAGGGUCCCCACCCAGCAGCACCAAGACAAGGGGCUACGGUAACUGCCUGUGUCACC